Molecule: messenger RNA, 1147 nt
Organism: Scomber scombrus (Atlantic mackerel)
Lineage: Eukaryota; Metazoa; Chordata; Actinopteri; Scombriformes; Scombridae
Gene: tmem256
Product: transmembrane protein 256
Exons: 4
Coding region: 56-400 (114 amino acids)
Source: RefSeq, a predicted model, not a curated record
CACCAUCCCCUUCACUCUUCCGGCUGUCUGUUAAUCUAAACCACACGGAGUUAAAAUGACCGCUGCUGCUGUUGUCCGGAGGCUAGCAGCCCUGUCCGGGGCUUCUGCUGUGGCAGCUGGGGCGUACGGGGCUCACGGUUUCAAACACAGCGACCCUGACGAUUACCAGAGAGUGUUAUUUGAAACUGCCAACAAGUACCAUUUCUACCACAGCCUGGCCCUGCUGGGUGCUGCCCACUCUGGCAAACCUGCUGUGGCUGGUACCCUCCUUCUGGCAGGUAUGGGGAUGUUCUGCGGCUCUCUGUACCACCAGGCCCUAACUGGAGACCCUGGUCUUCGCAAGAUUGCUCCCAUGGGAGGCAUGGCUAUGAUCGCUGGCUGGCUCGCCAUGGUUCUCUGAACUGUAACAGUUCAGGUCUCCUCCGCAGGGCCGCCGCGUGACACCAAACUGUCAGACUGCUAAUGGACGAACUGGAGAGCUUUUGAGAUUUGAGAGGUUAAAAGUGCUGAGUUAUUUCACCCAUCUAACCGCUCCCUGCUCUGGGCUGUGGGUGUCAGCAGGAGAUAAGGUCACAACAGGAUUAUCACUCUUCUGCCAUUGCUGUCUGUUUUCUGACUGGUGCCCUUUGAGUAUUUUGUUUGAGUUUGAAUGGAGAAGCAUGUGAUUGUGUCAUGUAUUUUUGUCACAUUUAAAAUAGAUAUAUUUUAGAUUUGGUGAUCGUAUAUAUUCAAUGGCAUUAUAAUUUUGUGCUGGGAAUGGAAAUGUCUAAUUUAACCUCCCAAUGCAGUUUUUUGACAGUAAACAAUAUGUUGUACUUCUUUGUUUUUACAUCAUUCACUACGUUUUUCUGACUAAUCGAUCAAUUGUUUGGUCUUUAAAAAGUAAAAUAAUGAAAGCUGGCCUUGAGCUGAAGAUGAUGCUUUCAAAUGCCUCUUUUUGUCAGACCAACAGUACAAAACCCAACGUUUGUUUAUUAUAACAGAAAACAAACGUGUAGCAUUUUUGUUUAAGAAAUAACUGAAUCAAUUAAUCGAUCAUCAGCAAAAGUUGCGGUCAGUUGACUAAUUGUUGCAGCUCUGUGGCUAAUGGAGUAAAAAUAAAGAAAACAAUGUGAAGGAUUUCAGGGAAAUAAAAACUUUUUUUUCA